UACAAAGCUCUCAAAAUGGACAGUGUUCAACUACUGGAAGAGUCUCAAGAGGUCGGUAAUGUGGAACAACCACAAGUUUGCCAUACAUUCGCCACAACAAUCCAUCUCUGUUCCAGGACUGUGAGAGUUUUUUGGAUGUGCUGUAUGAAAUAGAGAGUGCUAUGUCCAAAAAAGUAAGCAUGGAGGUCACAGGGAAAAAAUCAGAGCUUGGGAAUGGCAAAGAAAUUUUGCCAAAGGACUGCCUUGCUGUUUUGGAGGCUGCAUUCAAAGAUUUCCAGGCCGUGAUGUGUAAAAUGCAGGAUCCAGGAGCCAUCACAGGGGACUGUUUGACUAAAAAUGAACGGCUGCUCGUCCUGUACUACCUGGAGGCUAUUAUCAUGCUGAAGCUACUUCAGCGACCUAGUGUAGUGACACAGAUGACUGUUGAGGAUUGGGAGGGGAGAAGCCGGAUAGAGAAUGGUGUCUGUGUUGCAGUGAAGGAGCACAAAGUACUGUUGUCACACGAACAGGAACUUUGGUUUGACUUGUACUUCAAUGAGGUGCGGCCAGUAAUGCUACAAGAAAACCGCACCGGCGACGAUGUGGCAGUUGAUUCAUUUUUUGUAUCAAGUAGUGGGAGAUCGAUUUAUAACCCCUCCAAUGACUUAAAAAGACUACAUGACAAAUACAGUCUCCCCAGUGUGACCUUUGGUGAUGCCCAGAGAGUGUUUGAGGCAGCAGCACAAAACCUGAAGUCAGAAGUGGAGAGAAAUGUGUUGGCACGGCUGUUUGGGCACAUGCCAGAAACAGCUGAAAGGAACAACAUGAGGAAAACAUCUUCAGAUGCAUUUCUGGCUCUAAGUGUGCUAGAUCAGCUUGCUGGAAAAACACGACAAAGGUCCAGUAGAGCUUCCAGCCAAGAGACAAGGGUGGACGAAGAGACAGCCUACAAAACUCUUGAGCAGUUUUGUCCAGUGACUCUGGAGGGGCCUCCUCCAAAAAGGGCACGCAGGAAUGAGCUGUGUGGCUCAGAACAUGAGAGGCACUGCUAUGACCGCUGGCGUAGCGAGCAGCUCAAACUGCGUGAACAGCAUGCUCUUGAACAUUUUGCUGGACAGCAGCCAUCAGAGUCCAAAAUAAACCGCUGGAUGGACAAACAAGGGUGGACGUCAAAUGUCCCACAGGCUUCAGUGGUUCUGAAGCAGUGGAAGCCUGUUGCCAGGUUGGACUCGGUCAUCGACAGCAGCUUUGUGCAUAAAAUGAUUUUGUCUCAACGCUGGAAAGGACUGACUGUCAGACCCGUCCCUGACAAGGGUGAUGGUGUUUUCACCAAAAGACCCUUUCAAAUUGGGGAGGUUGUCUGUGAAUACCACGGCCAGCUGGUUAGCCAUGAAGAUGGGAUGGCAAUUGUUUCGACCAGCGGCAUUAGACCUGGACAUUUGUUUUUUUAUAAGAACAAGCAACAUGAAGCCAUGUGCAUUGACGCACAUGAAGAAAGUUGCCAGUGCCAUCCCAUGAAGUUCAACUAUGGACGCCUGAUACGUCACUCCAGCAAAAGAGCCAAUAUCCGGCCCAGGCUGUAUGUCCUUAAUGAUAGAGACAUCAUUCUCUUCAUUGCUACAAAAGACAUUUUGAGUGAUGAGGAGUUACUCUAUAAUUAUGGCUCGAAGAGGAGAUCUUUUGCCGGGAAAGGGCUGGAAUUGGACUGGAUGUGAAAGAACAUCUUUCCAUCCCCCAUUCUCACUCACUUCUAACAUGUCCAACUCCAAGUUUCCACCUGUGGCCAUAUUCUCUCCUCUCUCUCUGGACUCUGGACAACCAUCCCUGCUCUUCUCACCCUGAAGGAUUCUUCCUGCAAUGUCAAGCACCAACACUUCUCUCUAAAUAGAGACUUGGUUGUAAUAGGCUGAAUGAGUGGGUCUUACAAACCAUUCAGCUUUACUUCCAGAGAACUGUAUUUUCUCUUACUGACUUGUCUUUUUUCACUCUUUUUUUCUCAUAAGCUUCCUUUAUGCAGUAGUGAGAGUGUGAGUAGGCUACUCCAUAUUCUCUCCUUUCUCUCUGGAUUCUUUGCAACACAUGUGGAA
Messenger RNA from Danio aesculapii, 2066 nucleotides. RefSeq lists its product as uncharacterized. NCBI's taxonomy places the organism in Eukaryota, Metazoa, Chordata, Actinopteri, Cypriniformes, Danionidae. The transcript has 7 exons. The record is from RefSeq and is a predicted model, not a curated record. Gene Ontology annotation, molecular function: protein binding. Bases 162 to 1694 code for a protein of 510 amino acids.